Messenger RNA from Paramecium octaurelia, 915 nucleotides. NCBI's taxonomy places the organism in Eukaryota, Ciliophora, Oligohymenophorea, Peniculida, Parameciidae. The record is from the annotation of a GenBank genome assembly.
AUGGAUAAUUUCUAAAUGAUAACAAAUAGACUUAGACAUUACGAUUAAUGUGCAUUUUCAUAUAGUUUUCUUUUGAUAUAGCCAUUAGGAUAAAUUUAAAGAUUUUUAAGAAUUGUUAUUACCUUUCAAAAUUAAACCAAAUUCUUUGAUUAAAAUACUAUUACUGAAAAAUAGUUCAAAUAUUCCAAAAUAGAAUAUUCAAUUCUAUUGAUCAACUGGUGAUUCCGGACUAAGUUCCAGUUUCACUGUUGAUUCGACAAAGUUAUAAUCAAUACCAUAAGCACGACCAAUAGUGCUAAAUUUUGCAAGAAUUUGACUCUUAUUGUAAACUUUGAUCUACGUUUUAAAGUGAAGUAAGAAUAAUAGAAAUUUGGGAAAAUUAAGCAUUCUGAAUUACAAAAUAGUUUGCAAGAAUUAUGGAAAUUAGGAGUAAGAAGAAAAUAAUUACGAUUUGUUGCUCUAUUUCUAAGAAUUUAUUGUAACAAAAACAAUAAGAAAUCAUCUAAUUAUACAAUACUUAAAAGUAAAAUUAAAAAAGAUCAAGAGGAAAUAUAAAAGGAACCAAAACAAUAAAAUGAUGAUUUCAAGUUGAAAAAUGCUAACUUAAUGGAAGUGAUUAAAUAUAAAGAACCAUAUAUUCAAAAUUUAAAAUGCUUUACUUUUUCUGAAAUUUAUAAAACCAUUUUGAGUUAUCACAAAACGCAAGACUAUAUAUAACAAAGAUCUAUUUCAUUAUGUUUAGGUGAUUAAGGUAUCCCUAAUCAAGGCAUUGUAAGAUUUUGUUAAUAAACUCAUGAUGUUAUUUCUAGUUAGACUAUGGUUGUUAAAAGAGCAAGAGAGAUAAUUUUAAGGUCUGGGUACUCUAGUAAAGAAUAAAGAAUAACUAUAUAAUUUUUAACGCUUAUCUUAUAAUGA